Carassius gibelio (silver crucian carp) is the source of this 2558-nucleotide messenger RNA. Its product is annotated as sodium/potassium-transporting ATPase subunit beta-1-interacting protein 1. Bases 1151 to 1774 code for a protein of 207 amino acids. The transcript has 8 exons. Lineage: Eukaryota; Metazoa; Chordata; Actinopteri; Cypriniformes; Cyprinidae. Gene Ontology annotation, biological process: regulation of sodium ion transport. The record is from RefSeq and is a predicted model, not a curated record.
UAAUCAUUUUUCUUGUUUUUUUGUAUGUUUUGUUUUUUUACAAAGGAGUGAUCAGUGUAAUGAACUAGCUUAAAAUCUUCAUUUGGACACUUAUCUUUUUAUUUCAUUUUAAUGGUUCAAAUAAAAUACACAAGACUUUAUCAGAAUUUGAAACUUGGCUUUUCAACGUGGAUUGGGCUCCACAUACAGUAGCCUAUAAACUUAGAUAACUUUUGAACUGUUCAUUACAUUGAUUCAAAUACGGUAAUUUUGUACCGUUUUGAUAUAAAAUGUAAAGAGAAAGAAAGUUUAUUAUAGUCAUUUUUAUUAACAACAUCGAGUGCAUUAAACAUUCCGUCAAAGUUUUGGGUUCAUGAGGGGACUUAAAGGGGUUCAUAAAAACUUAACUUAAAAAAUGUUACAUUAAAUAUUUUUGAAACCCAACAACCAAAAUAAACUCAAUAAAAUAUAUUAUUCCUGUUUACAUGCUUGCCAUGUCACCAUGUGAAUAACAUAUAACGUGUAAUCAACAAAUAAGUAACUAGUCUGAUUACGAAUGUAGUGUGUAAGGUUUUUUUUUUGUCACAACGUAGUAAUCGUUUCAAAAGAGUAAUUUUUUUGCAGGCUGUCAUAAGAGUGUCCAUAGCCGCAUGAUGAUUUUCUUUGUGCUCUGUAAAGCGCCUCGUGUGUUGUGUCGAGCGCGCGGUGAGCGUCUCUAUGCGGUUGCGCGAGCGGGUUGCAGGCUCGCACGAGGGUGUCUGAUUUCCACCCACAAACCCCGCUCCGCUCACCCUCCUGAUGCCGAUGUUGACAAAGAGCCGGAGCGGAAGGAUGGUUGCUCAAGCUACAGCGCCAGUCUGAGACCCCUGACGGCACAUCAGCUCGGGAAGACGAAUACCGGACCUCACUAAUGAAGGUGUGGCAGAUUCGCUAGGAUCUGGAAACUCAACAGGGCUGUAGGUAGGACGCUUCGGUUAGGACAGUUCAGCGGAGGAGAUCCGGGAUGACCAGCAGCCAACCGAAAGCAUCUACGCACCGAAGCAUGCACGAGGCCCGGUGGGCUUCUUGAUGUUGUGAACGAUAAUCGUGAAGCAAGACGCUGGACCUCACUGGGGACUCCGCUUUCUCCCGACGCCUCGCGGGGCCCAAGCCGUGCCUCAAGCGCGAGAGCAUGGGUCGGUGCGACGGGAGGUGCACGCUGGUGGUCAUCUGCUGCCUGCAGCUGGUCGCUGCAUUACAGAGGCAGGUGUUUGACUUUUUGGGAUUUCAGUGGGCUCCCAUCCUUGCCAAUUUCCUCCAUAUCAUUGCCAUCAUUGUGGGAGUGUUUGGAACUGUGCAAAUCCGCUCCAGAUAUCUUAUACUGUAUGCUGUGUGGCUUGUGGUCUGGGUUGGCUGGAACUCUUUUAUCAUCUGCUUUUACCUGGAAGUUGGUCACCUGGCACAGGAAAAGGAUUUCUUAAUGACAUUUAACACAUCGCUUCAUCGUUCCUGGUGGAUGGAGAAUGGGCCUGGUUGCUUAGUUACUCCAGUGCCUGACUCACCAUUGGCUCCUCAGGAUCAUCAUGUGAUCACUGUCAGUGGCUGCCUACUAGACUACCAAUACAUAGAGGUGGUCAGCUCAGCCUUGCAAGUGUUUCUUGCACUCUUUGGAUUUGUUUAUGCCUGCUAUGUCAGUAAAGUCUUCCUGGAUGAUGAGGACAGCUUUGAUUUCACUGGUGGACUGGACUCGUAUGGUUACCAGCCUUCACAAAAGAGUUCUCACUUACAGCUGCAGCCUAUCUAUACGGCUGGAUAGAAACCAGAGGGAAAAAGCUGCUUAUCUCUGAGAGAUGAAGUCCUGCAUUGUGGGAAAUGUUCUACCAGCUUCAACGUCUGUAUCUCUUGAACUCUGUUUCCCUCUAUUGGAGGAAAUCUAUAGUGCAGCACCAGCCAGAGCUCUGGGAAGAGAGCAAGCAUAUGGACAGGUCCACAACAAGAUGCUUUUAAAGCCUCAUUGAGACAAGCAUUAUUAAAUAGGACUUGAAGACAGUGUCAGAUCUUCUGUGUGUGUGUGUUUGAGUACAUAGACCUUUGUAUAUGUUUGUGUAUUCACAAGGCGCCCAACCUUUGACCCAGGUGAUCUUUGAACACAUCCCGGAGCUACCCGUUCAGCUCUAAAAGAUUGUUUAUACUCUGAUAUAAGACAAUAUAAUGUAAUGUGUUAGAUGAAUGUUUUAGGUUGGGUAGAUGUGUAUUUGGGGAAUGCUGUAGGACAUUGUGCAUGUAAAAACUCAUGACAGAGGAGUUGUGCCUCUGGGUGGCCCUCAUGUGUCUGCGUGCAUGAAUGUGUGUUUUUGAUUGUGUCAAUGUACACGGACAGCAAAUAUUGAUUUGUACACAUGCACCUAGCAUGAUGUGACUAGCCAUAAAUGUUUAUUUGAACACAAACUUAGAAUGAAUGUAUGUUGAUGUACAAUACUUGUUCCAGGAAGGCUGUGUUUGUGUGAGUGAGAGAGAGAGAGAGAGGGAGUGUGUGUGUGUGUGGGUGCGAGAGGGACACACCUGAAAGUUGUUCAGCAUAAUAAACUGUUUCUAGAUUA